Tripterygium wilfordii is the source of this 978-nucleotide messenger RNA. Its product is annotated as NAC domain-containing protein 62-like. Gene Ontology annotation, molecular function: DNA binding. The transcript is spliced from 5 exons. The record is from RefSeq and is a predicted model, not a curated record. Gene Ontology annotation, biological process: regulation of DNA-templated transcription. Bases 123 to 686 code for a protein of 187 amino acids. NCBI's taxonomy places the organism in Eukaryota, Viridiplantae, Streptophyta, Magnoliopsida, Celastrales, Celastraceae.
UAUAUACUAGGACUACUAAUAUCCUCUCACAUUCACCUCAUCCUCUGCUUCUUCAGUCAAAACCUCAGCUCUCUCUUACUCUGCCCCCUCUCUGUUUUUUUUCAGAAGACUCUAAGAGCACAAUGGAUCCAGACCAAGCAGUGGGUUUUCAAUUCCACCCGACUGAUGAACAACUCAUCCACCAUUAUCUGAAUCUUAAGAACCUUGGUUUUGAUGACCGAGUCACAAAUAUUGGAGAGAUUGAAAUCUGCAACUUCGAGCCUUGGCAAUUACCCGAGCGGGCGGUUACUCCAACAAACGAUUACACAUGGUACUUCUUUACGCGUCCAGAUUACAGGUACACAAACAGCAGACGCGCAAAUAGGAUAACCAAUGGUGGAUACUGGAAAGUUAUCGGGAAGGCACGUAAAAUCGUUGAUGGAAACAACGAUGAGAUUGGUACCAAGAAAACAUUGGUUUUCCUCCAAGGAAAUGUGCCGAAAGGAGUGAAGACUAAUUGGGUCAUUCAUGAGUACCAUUCCAACAUGAACAAUUCUGACCAGAGGGAUUUUGUCCUCUGUCGUUUGAAGAAAAAGCCGGGUGGUCAUUUUGAUGAUGCAAUAGACGAAGAAGGGCAGCCAAUUCAGCAUAAUGUAGCUCAACAGAUCGAUCCUCAACUUCAUGGGGAUAACUUGGAGUCACAAUAGUUGGAGAUGUACAAGUUUCAGGAGGCACUUUGCAAGCUAUAAAUAUUUUAAUGGUUAUUGAUUACAAUAUGCAUGUAACUUGUAUUAUAUAGUGGUUUGAACUGUAAUAAGUACUAGUGUGGCUUUCAUUUUGUGUCUUAAGAGUGUGUGUUUGUCACUAGAGUGAUGUUGUGAGGUUGAUAUAUGGAUGUGCCUAUAGUGUAGUGGUGUGUUGAGAGUUUUUAAUGUUGAAAAUGUAAUCCUUAUAAGAAGAGUUGUUAUUGUUUAUGUAGUACUUGCUUGUUAUUUGGAA